Molecule: messenger RNA, 3446 nt
Organism: Durotheca rogersii
Lineage: Eukaryota; Fungi; Ascomycota; Sordariomycetes; Xylariales; Xylariaceae
Exons: 3
Coding region: 202-3318 (1038 amino acids)
Biological process (GO): regulation of DNA-templated transcription
Cellular component (GO): nucleus
Molecular function (GO): protein binding; zinc ion binding; sequence-specific DNA binding
Source: RefSeq, a predicted model, not a curated record
CCUGGAUAUCUUUCCGGUCUACGAAUACCCAAGCAUAUAAUAGCUUGGGCACCCAUCAGCUACCGGUCGAGCUUAUCCCGACCUUCUCCCAUUCACUUGUCGGAAGGAAGGGCUAUCUCCUCGCACAGAGCAUUAUCUCUACAAGCGGGGAGAACUCUUUCCAUACGCAUCGGAUUGAACGACGUAAUAGAUGUUGCGGAAAUGGAUAAUUUUUUCAACAACCAGCUCUCUCAGGAGGAACUUCGACGUCGUCAUGUUCAUCAGCGAAAUCAGAGACGCCAAGUAAGCGCCGUAUUGAGCCAGUCAAACCAGCAACCUCAAUAUUGUUCUGUCACUACCGCAAACCCGAACGACUCUUUAAAUGGCGCCGACUCCCUUGACGACAUCAUCCGCAGCAAUUCUCAAGAGCUUCAAAGGCGACGGAGUUUACCGCAGCCCUUUCCUGACCAGAUGUCGCACCCUGAGCCCGACAGGCGGAUGUCCAUGUUGGAGUUUGGUGACAACGACGACACAUAUCGGGAUUAUCAGUUUGGGGUGAUGCCAAGCUCUGCCAACGGCAUAAGCAAUGGCUUUCCCGAUAUCAACACGAAUAUGGCCCUGUCUGCGGCCUCGGCCAGUUUCUCUCCCCAGACCAUACUCGCAGACGAUUUCUCGACGCUCUCUCCAGAGAUGGUGGGGAAUAUGAUUGCCUUUUCGAAUAUGAACAUGGGCCAAAUGGGCCCUGACCCAUCAAUGAAUAUGUUUACGUCGGCGAUGCCUACCGCGUUUCCGCCGAAUCCCAUGGAUAAUUUGUCUAGCGACUUCAACAUGGAUCUAUCGAGCGAAAGCAACCCCUUGGGCACCGUCCCGGGUAACGCCAACGCCCCGAUCUCCGUAGAUACCAGCGACGAUAGUAUGAUGGACGUCUCUCCACAAUUCUCCACGCCCGGUCAACACCGCCAGCAACAAGCGAACUUGGGCAUAGACACCACCAUGGACGGGUUUCAACCUAGUAUUUCGUCGCAGCCUUCUGCACAGGUUCACACUCAGAAUCUUGUAUCAUCCACCCCAUCUUACCAAUCCCCUAUAGCUACCACAACAGAAACAACCCCGGACAGCUCCGCCCCACCCCAACCGGUAGUGCCGAUUAACGCCAUCAUAGGUUCCCAGCCUCCCAAGGAGAAGACCAUCUAUUCUAAAAGCGGAUUUGACAUGCUUAGGGCCCUUUGGUUAGUGGCCACGCGGAAGAACCCAGAGGUCAACCUCGGCGCUGUUGACAUGUCUUGUGCUUUCGUCGUCUGUGAUGUUACGAUGAAUGAUUGUCCGAUCAUAUACGUUUCGGACAAUUUUCAGAACCUGACCGGCUAUAGUCAACACGAGAUUGUUGGCCAAAAUUGUCGCUUUCUCCAAGCACCAGAUGGCAAGGUCGAAGCAGGCACAAAGCGGGAAUUCGUCGAUAACGGGGCUGUCUUUAAUCUAAAGCAGAAGAUCGCAGAGGGCAAAGAGGUCCAGCAGAGUCUGAUCAACUACCGGAAAGGGGGAAAACCCUUCCUGAAUCUGUUGACCAUGAUUCCUAUCCCGUGGGACACUGCCGAGGUCAGGUACAUUAUCGGAUUCCAGAUCGAUCUUGUCGAAUGUCCUGAUGCCAUCGCCUCGCACCAAGGACCCGGUACUAUGAAGGUUAAUUAUAAGCAUAGCGACAUCGGUCAGUAUAUUUGGACCCCCCCGCCGUCAAGCCAGUGGGAGCCGGAGAAUGGACAAACGCUAGGAGUCGACGACAUCUCCACUUUGCUCCAGCAGUUUCACCCGAAAGGACCUGUUUCCGAUUGGCAUCGCCAGUCUUGGGACAAGAUGCUGUUAGAAAAUGCCGACGAUGUUGUUCACGUGCUCUCGUUGAAGGGACUAUUUCUCUACUUGUCGCCGUCCUGUAACCGCAUCCUCGAAUACGACGCAACCGAACUAGUCGGGAAUUCUAUCUCGUCCAUAUCCCAUCCCUCUGACAUUGUCCCCGUAACCCGCGAGCUUAAGGAUGCCACCAGCGGGAGCUCGGUGAACAUAGUGUUUCGUAUACGUCGGAAGCAGAAUGGAUAUACCUGGUUCGAAAGUCAUGGCUCACUGUUCGUCGAGCAGGGGAAGGGACGAAAGUGCAUCAUACUUAUUGGUCGGAAGCGUCCAGUCUUUGCGCUCAGUAGACGCGACCUAGAACUAAACGGCGGUAUCGGCGAUAGCGAGCUGUGGACGAAGCUGUCAACGUCCGGCAUGUUUUUAUUCGUUUCUGCCAAUGUUCGGUCCUUGUUGGAUCUACAACCCGAUAAUCUCGUGGGCACAAGCAUUCAGGAGCUUAUGCGCAAAGAGUCGCGCGCUGAAUUUGGGCGUUCUAUCGAAAAAGCACGAAGGGGACGCAUAGUCACCUGCAAACACGAAGUACAGAACCGCCGCGGUCAGGUUCUUCAAGCCCAUACUAUCAUGUAUCCAGGCGACGCUUCAGAGGGACAGAAACCUACGUUCUUACUAGCUCAGACUAAGUUGGUCAAAGCCUCCUCUAGGGCUGCUGGACCAACUGUAUCGGCGCUCUCAAGCGGGCGGGGCCCCACCAGCCACUCCAACGACGCCAAGACGAUGUCCAAUUUCGCCAUGCCGGCGCCGGAAGACCAGGGAUCUGGCGUCAUAUCCGCUGCCGCAGGCGGGGGCAUUGCCCCCGGCGAUCAAGAUAGGGCUCUUGCCUCAGGCGAUAACAUUUUUGAUGAGCUUAAGACGACGAGAUGCACCAGCUGGCAGUAUGAAUUACGACAGAUGGAGAAGGUGAAUCGAGUACUGGCCGAGGAGCUACACGGCCUGCUCUCUAACAAAAAGAAGCGUAAACGUAGAAAGGGUGUCGGGAAUUUUGUUCGAGAUUGUGCCAACUGCCACACUCGUAACACCCCUGAGUGGCGGAGAGGCCCGAGUGGCCAGAGGGACUUGUGUAAUAGCUGCGGCCUUAGGUGGGCAAAGCAGACGGGCAGGGUCUCUCCCCGGAAUUCCUCUCGAGGGGGGAACGGUGACGCGGCAAGUAGCAAGAAAUCUAACUCGCCUGUCCACUCGUCUCCACUGCAGCGCGAAGUCCCUACUGCAAUCUCCGCGGGCGAGGUGAUCGAGCAACCUUCCGAGACAGACACUGGGACGACGCUGAAUAGGUCAUCCAGCUCCAGUGUGGUAGUUCCGAGCACCAGCAGUGUUAACACGACCCCGACCACAUCGAGGGGUCUUUCGAUCCCCCCCCCAAGCCAACCACUGCUUGAAGGCGGCGCCAUCGGGGGUGAGAUGACCGCUAUCCAAGAGGAGCGGGAGGUGAGCAUGUAAACUGGACUUUCGGUGGUGCCCUCUCUAUCGCAAUGAGUGUUUGAUAUAUGAAGACGGAGGCCUUCACACUAUACACCUGCCUGCCUUCGAUUAGCUGCUGUUAGGUGAUCUUUGUAUAUAUAUCCGUC